GGAAAGCUAUCCAAGCAAUGGCACGGCAUAUUCGGAGAUAGGUGGUCGAAUCGUCUAACGUAGGUAACAUAUCAUGUUGGAAAGCUCUCUCUUGCACCGAGCGGCUGCUGACUGUCACGUUCGUCAUGGCCUUUUGGGUUCCGUUGUUCUAACCUGUCACUUGGAAACCAAGGGGCGUUCAAGGAUCUGUUCGUCAAUGAUGAGAUAGGUUACCUGUGCAACACAGACUUUGGCGCAGGCAUCGAAGGCGCGCCCAGGACCACCUAAAGCCGGCUUCAACCGCGAAGGUCAAGCUUGCGAAUCAGCCCAUACUACUUCACUUCUCUAUUUUUCCAUUGUAGAAGUGUGCUACGCCGUAUUGAUUUCCGCUCACGUCGUCAGGGACUCACAAUGAUCAUGGUAGGUAAGCCUCACUCGGCCAGAACUGUGGUAGAUGUGAUUGGUUUCAUGGGUUCACUACCUACGGGUCAAUAGAAAUUUACCGUCGCUACUUCCACCACUUCCGUCCGUGUGCACAUCUCACCACCUCUUUACUACAGGGAUAGAUUACUCUAUGACUCUUACGCGGCACUAUGUCUAGCUCUCGGUAUUGUACUUUCGUUCCGGUAGAAGGACGUUUUCUCCUCGUAGUAGCUGUGCUGACCCGCCAUAUCGGCGAGAAGUUACGAGAGUCAGUUUCAUCGCAUUUGUACAUAAGUAUCCAGGUUUCCUUCUCAUUUCAACGCACUGGCAGUACGAUAUUCUCGUUAUGUCGCCUUCUUUGACCGCCCUGACGCCUGAGGAGAGCUGGAUCUGUCUUCUCUAUCGCUGAAGAAUGGAGCGUGAACAUCGUAGAUGGCAUCCAUUCUCCUCCCACAGUGGACCGUGAAUAGAGACGUCUUUUGGUACCUAUUGAAGCGAAAGCUGCAAUUCCAUCUGUCGCUUUUAGUUGCGUUGGCGAUGGCAAAAGUAGAACCGGUGCGCAGCUCGAUGACACAGUGUCAAUGCUAUGCGCUUGCGUUCGCUCUAGGGUCCUGCCCACGGCGUGGUAGAUUUUCCAUCAACUAUGACUCAUUCGAAACUCGGUUCGUGUGUCUAACUGCUUUCGAGGGCGGUGUGCUUGAUCAAGGGGCUGCGGGGUGAGGCAUUGUUGAUAACUUUACACCGGAAGCAGGGACAGCUCGGCCGCCUGCGGGAAAACGUGUCCGCGCGUCAAGAUAGCCAGGAUCAUAGACAAGGGCAGCGAGUUGCUUCGUGAAUCAGGUAACUAGAGGUGAAAGGUGACAAGCAAUAGAACUUAUUAGCCUCUGGAUUCGCGCUUCCAGGCCGCAACUGCCAGG
Molecule: messenger RNA, 1319 nt
Organism: Colletotrichum godetiae
Lineage: Eukaryota; Fungi; Ascomycota; Sordariomycetes; Glomerellales; Glomerellaceae
Exons: 1
Coding region: 835-1122 (95 amino acids)
Source: RefSeq, a predicted model, not a curated record